Daphnia pulicaria is the source of this 1479-nucleotide messenger RNA. RefSeq names its product oxidized purine nucleoside triphosphate hydrolase-like. Gene Ontology annotation, biological process: DNA protection. The transcript is spliced from 4 exons. Bases 859 to 1320 code for a protein of 153 amino acids. NCBI's taxonomy places the organism in Eukaryota, Metazoa, Arthropoda, Branchiopoda, Diplostraca, Daphniidae. Gene Ontology annotation, molecular function: 8-oxo-7,8-dihydroguanosine triphosphate pyrophosphatase activity. The record is from RefSeq and is a predicted model, not a curated record.
CGAUUAUUCUGCUUUAUCUUCGAUGCGUGAUGGCUCCUCACUGAUUGAUUGGUUGUCAUGACGCCGCUUUUCAUGACUCACCUGAAAACUGCCCAUUUUUCGUCAGUUUUUAGUCCAACAGAUGAAAACCAACAACAAAACAACUUGGGUGAGUGAGAACAUGCCAUUGUUUAGUUGUUCGGAAUUUGUUUUAAUGAACCAAUGUUUCCAACCGGACGUGCGUUUCAAUUGAUUUAGUUCGACCCGUUGUUGCGUUCAAUUUAAAGGUUAGUGAAAAAAUGGGAUAAACGAGUUUUAUUUGUGUUUAUAUAAUAUCGCUGUCGAAAGAAGAUAAAUUCCGCGAUUAGAAUUUUUAAAUGAGUCUCAAGGUCUGAUGUUAUUUGUUUUCUACGUUGCUAUGGACAAUCCACCGUUUAUUGAAACGGGGAUUAACCUGCUGCCGACUGGUCAAACAGGGAAAGGAAAACAAAAACGAAAUGUUUUGGAACUACAGGCUAGAUUACCAAAUGCAAGGAUCGUCUACAUGUGUGCAACUGGCAUAUCGGAAGUUCCGACCGAUGAACGCACCUUUUCAUGGGAGCAUCAGCUGGCAGUUGCGUGCAGACUACAGCCGUAACAAGGAUCAACAUAACAACACUAAUGUGUGACCAUUUAUCACUACGUCAUUAUCGACUCGGAUUAUUGUUUUCUUUUUUUUGUCGUUUUGUAAUUAUAAGUAUUAAAGUAUUUAGGUAAAUAAAUUCAAUCGUUUAAAGCCUUACACAGUUGCAUCGUGUCAAUUUUCAACCGAUAAGAAAGUUCGGCAGCCAUCCAGUGUCUGUGACAACAGCAAAGAAAUAGCUCUUAAUAUUUGGAAAAAUGAAAAUGUUUACCCUUGUCCUUGUGUUGAAGAAAUCUGAAAUUCUUCUUGGUCUAAAAAAACGUGGAUUUGGUGAAGGAAAAUGGAAUGGCUUUGGAGGAAAAAUUGAAUCUGGUGAAUCUGUAAUUCAAGCAGCCAUUAGGGAACUUCAUGAAGAGAGCGGAAUCAUGACUGAAGAAUCUAAUCUAACUAAAUGUGGAAUCAUAAACAUGGAUUUCUCUAAUGGUGAAACCCCUUUCAAAAUUCAUGUUUUUCGUUGUUCAGAGUACAAAGGAGAAAUCUUGGAAACAGAAGAAAUGAAGCCACAGUGGUUUGACGUGCAACAUAUUCCAUACGAUCUCAUGUGGAGUGAAGCACGUAUCUGGUUUCCAGUUUUUCUCUCCGGGACGUCAUUUCACGCCAGCUUCUCAUUCAACGCCCUGGGUGACAUAAUCAAGCACACAAUUAUUCAGAAGCCGUAAGAAAAUCCGAGAAAACCGUGAGUGUAACCCACCUUAUCUUUCUUCAGUCUUUAUUUAUAAAUAAAAGAUAGGUAAGAUUAGUUACGUAAUUUACUCUUGGGAGCCGAGAGUUGUAAUUUAAUCAUGUAUGUCCUGAAAUAAUUAAAUCAUUCCAAGUGA